CCCGACCAGCGCCAGAAGGGGUCCUCACGGCCGUGUUUUUAGGUGACUUCAUAAAAUGCCUGCUCGGGAGCUUUUUUCUUUUUUCCCAAGAUGGCGUCUAUGAGGGAGAGUGACACCGGCCUGUGGCUUCACAACAAGUUGGGCUCCGCUGACGAGCUGUGGGCGCCCCCGAGUAUCGCCUCCUUGCUCACCGCCUCCGUCAUAGACAACGUGCGGCUGUGUUUCCAUAACUUGUCCUCCGCCGUCAAACUGAAGCUGCUGCUGGGGAUCCUGCACCUCCCGCGGCGCACAGUGGAUGAGAUGAAAGGCGCACUGACAGAAAUCAUUCAGCUCGCCACUCUAGAUUCUGACCCCUGGAUCCUGAUGGUCGCGGAUAUCCUAAAAUCCUUCCCUGACACAGGAUCCCUGAAUCUCGAUCUCGAGGAACAGAAUCCGAAUGUGCAGGACAUAUUGGGGGAGCUCAGAGAGAAAGUCAGUGAAUGUGAAGCAUCUGCCAUGCUGCCACUUGAAUGCCAGUACCUCAACAAGAAUGCCCUGACCACCCUAGCUGGACCCCUCACGCCCCCAGUGAAACAUUUCCAGCUCAAAAGAAAACCAAAAAGUGCCACACUCAGAGCAGAGCUCUUACAGAAAUCAACAGAAACUGCACAGCAGCUGAAGAAAACGGCAGGGGUUCCAUUUCACUCAAAAGGACGAGGCUUGGUAAAAAAACUGGACACAACAACUCCUCUCAAAGGUAUACCAAAGCAGGCACCCUUCAGGAGUCCAACCACACCAAGUGUAUUUAGUCCGACCGCUAACAGAACACCUAUAGCGCCCUCCAGAACGCCCUUGCGCAAGGAGAGAGGUGUAAAGUUACUAGACAUAUCUGAGCUGGACACGGUCGGUGGUGGUCGGGAAGCGAAGAAGAGAAGGAAGACUGUAGAAGCAGAAGUUGUUGAAAAACCACCAAAGGAGGAGACUGUAUUGGAAAACCCUACUCCAGACUAUGCUGCUGGCCUUGUCUCUACACAGAAACUGGGUGCCUUGAACAAUGAGAGUGCACUUCCAUCUACAAGCUAUUUGCCAGCAACUCCCAGCGUGGUGCCAUCCUCCUCCUAUAUUCCAACGUCUGAAGCACAGCAAGCCGGACCAGUACGGGAAGCCUUGCAAGCAACAAGGCAGCCAGAGGAGCCCACAGCAGCCAACACUACUCUUCCAACACAGUUUAAACAAAGGACGCCAAUGUACCAUAGCAAUCCAAAUGCUGCCACCACUACCCCUUCUCCUGCAGCGACCCCUACCUCUCCAUUAACUCCUGCUGCCACUCAGGCAGCAACCCCAGCGGCACAGGCUCCCCAGAUAACCACUCAAACGCAGCCGCAACCCAAGAAGAACCUUUCUCUCACGAGGGAGCAGAUGUACGCCGCACAGGAGAUGUUCAAGACGGCAAACAAAGUCACAAGGCCAGAGAAGGCUCUUAUUCUUGGCUUUAUGGCUGGAUCCAGAGAGAAUCCUUGCCCAGAACAAGGUGAUAUCAUUCAAAUCAAACUCAGCGAAUACACAGAGCAAUUGCCAAAGGCAGACGGUACAGGCAGCACUACUAUGUUAGUCGACACAGUGUUUGAAAUGAACUAUUCUACUGGCCAGUGGACCAAGCUCAAGAAGUACAAGCCAAUAACCAAUGUCUCUUAAGGAAUUCCCAGAAUUCUCCUGUGGACCAAAAAAAAAAAAAAAUCCAGAUCCAACCGUGCUAUCCACAGUAACUGACUGAUAAGAAAAACACAGGUCAUUGCUGACCAGGAGAAGGACAUUUCCUUCAGCUGGAUAAGGAACAGAUGCCUUCCCAACCAGACUGAUCUCUGCGUAUUUCCCACAAUUCAUAGAGGACUUCUUAACGGUGAUUGGCCAGUUUUGUAUUAAAGAACAGAGUUUUAAUGUUGAGUUAUUCAGUUGGAUGCGCUUUAACUGCCCUCCUUGGACCCGGAUGUGUUACCCCUGCCCCACCCUGACUCCCCCCCACCUCCUGCACUACACCCCCUCCCAUGGCUUCACAUGAGCUCUGUGAUAUAAGGAAAUUGCAUUACACGGUUUCAGCCUGCAUUUCUUCUUAAUGCAGCACUUGCAACCAGAACAACCUCCUUAUAAAAGGAUUGACCCCUAACCCCCAAGCAGCAGGAAGAGUUCUGAUUUUCCCCUUAUUUCACAUAUUAGUCGCUAUUGUUACAUGUUUUGGGCAUCUUUAUGCUGGUCAUUGGAUGUCAAUAAAAGCCCCUUAGUUUAAAUUAGUGCUACAAAUAUUUCAUAGGACUGAUUCAGGGAUGCCAAACUCUCAGAUGUAGCUGAGGAUGCUGGGAGUGUUUUGGCAAUGAAUGACAAGCAGUGAGUGGGAUUAUACCUACAUCAGGAGAUUGUAGCUUUAUAUUCAGCUGCCUGCCCCCCCCCCCCCCCCCCUUCCAUACCGUCCAUGUUUCCUUCUUAUAGCUUUCUACUGCUAGAGAACAAUCACAGUGUAUAGUCACAGCAAUCCAAUUGCUACUCCAUGGGGGGGAGCACGGAAUUUAUACCCCAACCAUCUUAUUUGUACCACUGCCCAAUAGCAAUGGGUCAGAAAUAGAUUCGCUUAGUAAUGGUGCUGGCUCUGCUUCAGCUCAUGUAAAAGCAUAGAAGGAGCGCGCAAUAGGAUGGGCAGCUCAGACUGUGCGUGCUUAUUGCCAUGUAUACUGAGCAGCUGCUCCCCCUAUUGGUGCCUCGGCUGCAUUGCAAAAGUGAACCAGUAUUGAGCCCAGAGUGCCCUGCAAUAAAUCUGCCGGGUCCAUUUGUAAAGUGUGAUGUGUGUAUUGGAGCAGUUACAAAGGCAAGCAUCCCCGUUAGUGUGCUCAGUAUCGUACAUUCCCCCUCCAGUAUUUAUUCUCCUCCCAUGUGUGCAUUGGAUUCCUCACCAGUUCUGCCCACUGCGCUCUGGGGCCCUCCAGCUGUGCCUUGUGCCCUGCUUGUGUGUAGGUGGCACAUUGGGGCUAAUUCUGCUGCAAGAACCCAGUGCAGCCAUUGGUUUAUUGGUGCCCCUAUCACUUUAAUUGGCUUCACUCGUAAACCAGAUGUUAGGGGUUCUUGUGAUUUUUAGGAGAAAAAAAAAAAACCCAAUACUUGUGUAAAUAUUUUUUUUUUAACUCCUCCCCCCCCCCCCCCCCCCAUUAUUUUAUUGGCGGCGGUGGUGGUGUAGUAUUGAGCCUGGGACUUUUAAUGCCUUGUUACAAGAGGCGAUUGUACCAUUAUUGGAGUGGUUAUGUGUUUAGGGCAAUGGGGCGUGUAUGUUCCUCACACAUGUACGUGGGCAAAAAUAGCUCUUUUGUGCCCCCCCCUCUUUUUUUUUUUUUUUUAGUUGCAGGAAAUGUUGUUCUCAUUCUUAUUGGUUUUUGCACUAGAGAGGAGCAAAAUGGCUGUGUGUUUAGUCAAUGCGGAAUUAGGACCUAUUUAAGGGAUGGAAACUUGCCACAAAAAAAACACAUUUGUGUCUGAAAUGCUCUCCUGUUAUAGAAUGUAGGUGUGUUUGUGUGGGUUUUAUUAGCAGCUCUUCCUGCCGUGUCCCUGUGCCCUCAGUGUGGCCCCUGCGCUGCCCGGCUCCAUGUGGUGAAGUUGCUCCUACAGGGGCUGAUCUAAGCCACAGACUCUUCCAGACCAACCCAGCUUUUUAUUGCCCCAUGUAUGGGUGCAUCCUAACUGCCUGCCCAACUGGUAUCCGGCUGAAAAUCAGCCACGUAUCGGGCAGGUAACAAUCUCACUGGGUGAGGACCACAUUGGCACGUCGAUAGGAGCCCCUCUAGACUCUCAUUAUGAUCUGAUUAUUGGCCCGUGCGGCCAACCAAUCAGAUCAUCAUUGUUUGGCACAGUUCUUGAUAGCAGAUAUGCUCUCAUUUGUCCAUCUGGUGUGUUAUGCCCACCAUUAGGGUGAAGACACACUGGGCUACUAGUAGCAGCUACUUGUCAGGGCUACUAAACUCCAGAAAACCCCCUGCCAUAGACAAUACUGAGAAUUGCCUCUGCUAAAACACACGUAGAGACAAUGAUCAGCAUUGUCUAGUAGCCACGAUAAGUAUUGUCUUCUCCCUUACUGUCCAGUGUCAUUGCUGACAGGACAUGGUACCUGCCCUUGGCUUUCUAGAUAUAGAUCCCAUUGCUUAUCCGGACUUUGUUUAAAGUGGGGCUUUCUCCGUGUAUGGAGGUGUGGUUUCUGCAUUGCCCUUAUGGUAGCGUUCUCUUUGUUUUUGGUGUUGCGGUGGCAUUAUGGGAAGGCCACCCUGAUACUGCCUAAUGGUAGGCACUCACUGUGCUGGGCACCAAAAAACAAAGCUGGCACUGACCAUAUGAGCUAACUAGGUGGAGCUGGGCAGCUCGCGGUGCUGGCACGUGAUUGGAGAAUCCUGGGUGCAUGUGUAAUGAAGGAACAUCUCCAUCACAGAGGAACACAGGAACCAGGGGAAAGGGAAUGAUGAGCACAAACAAAACAACCCACCAACUUCCAAACAGAAGUCAUUGAAGCAAAUGCAGAUAAGCUCAGGGAAGUGCUAUCCGGAGGGCUUUAUCCCCCCUGUAAACAUCAGCCUUGGACCUGUUGUGAUACUAAUAAUGGAUCAAUAACAUACAAUGUUAUCUCUGCUUUUGUAAUGUGUCGGUGGGCGGAGCCUUGUUGCUUUGUCGGGUUACUUGUAAAUGUGUCUUGUCUUUUCCUCUCCCAUUCGCCGCUCACUUAUUUAUAUCCCAUAUCCGCGAGGAGCACGGCCGGACCCCUCUGAAUGUACCGCGGCCGGUCUCGUUGGACUGAGGGAACAAAAGGAAAACUGCAAACAAAUCAUUUUGGAAUCCAAAGCCUUCAAUGAGAAUUGCAUUUUGUAUAAUGUUACUUGUGUAGCAUAGCCUCUAUGUUUUCUAUUGGUUUCCUUUUUGUACAGUUGUAUAGAGUCGCUCUGCUGUCUUCAGUGUAUCACGGUGUGUGUACAAUAAUCUAGAUUUUCUAAUUA
Molecule: messenger RNA, 4997 nt
Organism: Xenopus tropicalis (tropical clawed frog)
Lineage: Eukaryota; Metazoa; Chordata; Amphibia; Anura; Pipidae
Gene: nelfa
Product: negative elongation factor complex member A
Exons: 11
Coding region: 91-1674 (527 amino acids)
Source: RefSeq, a predicted model, not a curated record